This is a messenger RNA of Dinoponera quadriceps, 826 nucleotides long. RefSeq names its product 60S ribosomal protein L10a (gene RpL10Ab). Gene Ontology annotation, cellular component: large ribosomal subunit. The record is from RefSeq and is a predicted model, not a curated record. Gene Ontology annotation, biological process: translation. The coding region runs from base 104 to 757 and encodes 217 amino acids. The transcript is spliced from 5 exons. Lineage: Eukaryota; Metazoa; Arthropoda; Insecta; Hymenoptera; Formicidae. Gene Ontology annotation, molecular function: structural constituent of ribosome; RNA binding.
GUACACUUCUCAACGUUCGGUCUAGGUAUAUUAUGUCUGUGGUCUUCUUUCUUACAUCGAUCGUUCAGAGGUUUGGUCGUAUUCUCGUUUGUUAUCCAGCAAAAUGACGUCCAAGGUUUCCCGCGAUACCUUGUACGAGUGUGUAAAUGCGGUAAUUCAACAUUCUCAAGACAAGAAAAAGAAGUUUUUAGAGACGGUGGAACUUCAGAUCGGAUUGAAAAACUAUGAUCCACAGAAGGACAAGCGUUUUUCUGGCACUGUAAAGUUGAAGAAUAUUCCUAGGCCCAAGAUGCAGGUUUGUGUUCUUGGCGAUCAACAACAUUGCGACGAAGCUAAAGCCAAUAAUAUUCCAUAUAUGGAUGCAGAGGCACUAAAAAAACUGAAUAAAAAUAAAAAACUUGUAAAGAAACUCGCAAAGAAAUACGACGCGUUUCUGGCCAGCGAGUCAUUGAUCAAACAGAUUCCCCGUCUGCUCGGUCCUGGUUUAAACAAGGCUGGUAAAUUCCCUGGACUAUUGUCACAUCAAGAAUCGAUGGUAGGCAAGAUCGACGAAGUUAAGGCUACCAUCAAAUUUCAAAUGAAAAAAGUAUUGUGUCUAUCAGUGGCAGUCGGACACGUUGAGAUGACGCCCGAUGAAUUGGUGCAGAAUGUGCACCUCUCAAUAAAUUUCCUUGUUUCUUUGCUGAAGAAACACUGGCAAAACGUGCGUUCGCUGCACAUAAAAUCAUCUAUGGGACCACCACAGCGACUGUACUAAGUUAUAUACAGAACGUAUACAAGUGUACAUUCGUUGCAAUAAAAAUGGGAAAACCGUGAACUUGAGGAA